Messenger RNA from Funneliformis caledonium, 465 nucleotides. Lineage: Eukaryota; Fungi; Glomeromycota; Glomeromycetes; Glomerales; Glomeraceae. The record is from the annotation of a GenBank genome assembly.
AUGAAUUCCAUCAACUUGAUACGAACUUUCAGAACAUCAGGCUCUGGCUACUUGCGCAGAACUACUUUGACAAGGACUGGUGGCGUUUUACCUAUUUUGAUGAGAAAUGCGCGACAAAGCACUACAUCGUCAACAUCUCAAGAAACAUCACCUGCCCACGAAGAGAUUCUCAUUAGUCAACGUGCCAAACGACCGCUUUCACCCCAUUUCACUAUUUAUCAACCACAAUUGACAUGGUAUAUGUCAUUUGCACACAGAGUAACUGGAGCGGGAUUGGCAGUUGGUCUCUACGGAGUGACAACUGCUUAUGCAUUUGGCGGACCUGAUGCCGACACUUUAGUUGCCGCAGUGUCAACUUUACCACCUGCGCUAAAACUCGCAGGAAAAUUCGGCAUUUCUUACUCUUUCUCUUACCAUUACCCGGAUAUUACCGAAAACUUGAUUUGGGCGGUAGGAUAUUUAUAA